Messenger RNA from Arabis nemorensis, 2055 nucleotides. NCBI's taxonomy places the organism in Eukaryota, Viridiplantae, Streptophyta, Magnoliopsida, Brassicales, Brassicaceae. The record is from the annotation of a GenBank genome assembly.
AUGGCAUCACCAUCAUCAUCAGCUUUGUCUCUCCCUCUCUCUAACAUCCCAACCUGUAAUAAGUCCCAAGAGUUUCCAAAACCAAACCAUCUAUCCAAAUCCAGUCACAGACAUAACCCUAGAAUCAAAACACCAUCUUUAGACCAUAAACUCACCAAGAGAGCACUACUGAGUCUGACUGCCUUGGGGUUUACGUCAUCUCUAGCAACUUUUCUUGCUCAACCCGCAAAAGCUGAUCAACCAGAAGCUCCCAUUGAAGCCACGUCCAAUAGAAUGUCGUACUCGAGAUUCCUGCGCCAUCUGGAAGAGAAUGAAGUGAAGAAAGUUGACUUGUUUGAGAACGGGACGGUUGCGAUUGCAGAGAUCUCUAAUCCAGCAUUAGGAAAGAUCCAGAGGGUUAGGGUUGACCUUCCGGGUUUACCGGUUGAUCUAGUGAGGAAGAUGAAGGAGAAGAACGUCGAUUUUGCUUCUCAUCCCAUGGAUGUGAACUGGGGAGCUUUCUUGCUCGGUUUCUUGGGGAAUUUCGGGUUUCCUUUGAUCUUACUUGGCUCUCUGAUCUUAACAUCUUCUUCACGUAGAAUUCCUGGUGGACCCAACUUGCCUUUUGGUAUUGGAAGAAGCAAAGCCAAGUUUGAGAUGGAACCAAACACAGGGAUAACGUUUGACGAUGUAGCAGGAGUAGACGAAGCCAAGCAAGAUUUUGAAGAGAUCGUUGAAUUCUUGAGAAAACCAGAGAAAUUCUCAGCCUUGGGAGCUAAAAUCCCAAAAGGCGUCUUGUUGACCGGACCGCCGGGAACCGGAAAGACUCUCUUGGCCAAGGCUAUAGCCGGAGAAGCCGGUGUUCCGUUUUUAUCAUUGUCUGGGUCAGAGUUCAUAGAGAUGUUUGUUGGUGUAGGAGCUUCUAGGGUUAGAGACUUGUUCAACAAGGCAAAGAGUAACUCACCUUCUAUAGUGUUCAUUGAUGAGAUUGAUGCUGUUGGGAGAGUGAGAGGAACCGGUAUAGGAGGAGGAAACGACGAACGUGAGCAGACACUAAACCAGAUUUUAACCGAAAUGGACGGGUUUACUGGGAAUACCGGAGUGAUUGUGAUUGCUGCAACGAACCGGCCGGAGAUUCUAGACUCUGCUUUGCUCCGACCAGGAAGAUUCGAUAGACAGGUUCAAGUUGGUUUACCGGAUAUUAGAGGAAGAGAGGAGAUACUAAAAGUCCACGGCAAAAGCAAGAAACUAGACAAGGAAGUAAGCUUGAGCUUGAUUGCAAUGAGAACUCCGAGUUUCAGUGGAGCUGACCUAGCGAAUCUGAUGAACGAAGCCGCGAUUCUCGCCGGAAGAAGAGGAAAAGACAGAAUUACCCUUGAAGAGAUCGACGACUCGAUCGACCGGAUAGUCGCGGGAAUGGAAGGGACGAAGAUGGUCGAUGGUAAAAGCAAAGCGAUUGUAGCGUACCAUGAAGUAGGACACGCGAUUUGUGCGACUUUGACCGAGGGUCACGAUCCGGUUCAGAAAGUUACGUUGGUUCCUAGAGGUCAAGCACGUGGUCUCACGUGGUUCUUACCGGGAGAAGACCCGACAUUGGUGUCUAAACAACAAUUGUUUGCUAGAAUCGUCGGCGGACUCGGUGGCCGAGCCGCGGAGGAUGUUAUCUUCGGUGAACCAGAGAUAACCACUGGAGCCGCCGACGAUCUCCAGCAAAUCACACAGAUCGCUAGACAGAUGGUGACCAUGUUUGGUAUGUCGGAGAUUGGUCCGUGGACACUAACGGAUCCAGCGGUUAAGCAAAACGACGUCGUUUUGCGGAUGCUUGCGAGGAACUCAAUGUCCGAGAAACUCUCCGAGGACAUUGAUUCUUGCGUGAAGAAAAUAAUCAGUAACGCUUACGAAAUCGCCAAGAACCACGUGAGGAAUAACAGAGAAGCCAUGGACAAGCUCGUUGAUGUUUUAUUGGACAAGGAAACCUUAACCGGAGACGAAUUUCGAGCUAUUUUGUCAGAUUAUACUGAUAAACCGUUAAAUUCCGAUGAUGGAGUUCGAAUCAGAGACUUGAUUAGUGCUUAA